ACGUCAAAACAAAAUAAUCUGAUGAAAAUGUAGCUGGAGCUGUAUUUUUAGAUAAAUUUAGCAUUGCCUUAAUACGUUUAUAUUUUAAUCCUAAAUCAUAUUUAUAAUAUGUUACUUUGAAAUUGUCUAAUUACAAAAAAACCUUGAAAAGAAAUGGCGUCUAAGUUGCCAAAAGCCACACUAAAUUUAAAGCAGUUUCUUUUGCGACAAGAGGUAUUGAAAUUAUAUCGAGAUAUAUUCAGAACAAUAAGAAAAGUAUCAGAUGAAAGAACUCGUUUGGAAUUGAAGGAAUGGGCGAGAUCAGACUUUAAGAAUAAUAAAUACCACAGUGAUGAGACAACUAUUAAAUCUAUGUUGUUCUAUGGAAGGAAAUCUUUAAAAGACUUAGAGAAAUCAUUAGCACUUAGUGAUAGCUAACAGUUAUUUGUUUCAACAUGGAAAGUGUAUAAUGAAAACAAAUUACAAUUAGUUUUAAAUUAAAGUAGCUUUAAAAUAAUAAAAUAAAAUGAUAUUUAUUCU
Nymphalis io (European peacock) is the source of this 519-nucleotide messenger RNA. RefSeq names its product LYR motif-containing protein 2. The record is from RefSeq and is a predicted model, not a curated record. Gene Ontology annotation, cellular component: mitochondrion. NCBI's taxonomy places the organism in Eukaryota, Metazoa, Arthropoda, Insecta, Lepidoptera, Nymphalidae. Bases 154 to 417 code for a protein of 87 amino acids. The transcript is spliced from 2 exons.